CAUUCUUCAACAUAUCCAAAUAGUUCUAGCGCUUAUAUUCUUUUUGCAAGAGUCCGAGCCACUCACUUUUCGAAAGCCUUACCAUUCUUUACCCGUUUACCAUCCUUUGUACCUUCAACUUACUUCAAGCGUCCCCCUCUUUUCGAGUGGAUCAUUAGCCUUUGCUUUUUCAUCGCUUCAUUGCACACCAGUCCAAUUUUAUAUUCAAAAGACAGUUCUCGCAUUCACAUCUCCAUUUCAUCAUGGUCAUGUCAAUCUUAACAUUGGUUCCUUUCAUCUGGAUCGCCGCCCUCACCUUGCCUUCUGAGGCCCGAACCUUACCCACAUCGGUCAAAUUGCACCGGCGUUUCACAUUCGUGGCACAUGCUCCACCUCAAGACUGGUCAACCGACUCUUUGGAGGAUUAUGACCAAUACCAUUUCCGAUUUUUAUCGAUUGGGUGUCAUCAAAAGAAGACCAUCGAUGACAAAUUUUUUGAAGCAUGCUGUCACCCCCGCAUGAAAUCUGAUGAUCUCUCCAAGAUCCCAGUCCAAUGUCACCUAUCUCCACAGAGCAUGCUCGCUGCCCACAACUAUAUCUUGAAGUCCACCAACUACCGAGGUGAAAUCAGCUCUGGCGUCGGAACACCAGUAUAUGUCACCAACGGUACCGUAGAGCCUAUGAAGCCCACUGAGAACCGCUCUGCUUCUGAGCCUCCCACGCCUGACCAGCUCAAGGAUCUCUUACAAGCCCAAAAGAAAGUUCAAAUUCUCAACGAGCAAUACAAGAGCCAAGGAAACGGCACCUCAUCAGCACUGGCAGCCCCUGUCGUUACAGACCAUUCGACUCAAGAUAUGUCGUCCAGUGAAAACAGCUCUUCCCAAGACAUGUCUCCCAGCGACAACAGUUCUUCGAAGAUGGCAACAGCACCUACAGUUUCGAAGGCUCUCCUCAAAGAUGCCACCAAUGUACCCAUUUCCAACUUGACUUCUCAGACUGAGAAGGCCACCGACGCAGUCGCCAAACAAGUAUCUGACGAUGCCGCCGCUCAGAAAGCCGCUGCUGAGGCUGCUGCCAAGAAACUCGCUGACGAUGCCGCCUCUCAGCAAGCUGCCGCUGCCGCUGCCGCCCAAAAAGCCGCUAGCGAUGCCGCCGCCAAGAAAGCUGCCGACGAUGCCGCUACUGCCUCAAAGCAAAAAUCUGACGACGCUUCCACAAAAAAAUCUUCAGAUGACUCAGCCUCUACCCAGCACGAUGCCAGUUCAGCCGGUAGCUUAUCAGGUGUUUCACAAGUCUUCGGUUCAGAUGGUGACGCAAAGGGUACAUACUUUUACCAGGAAGGAGCAGCUGGUGCUUGUGGAAAUGUCAACUCCGACAACACUCCGCUGGUUGCUUUACCUACAGACAUGUAUGCGGAAGGAAAACAUUGUGGCAAACAAGUCAUGAUCAAAAACACCGCCAAUGGUAAAACCGUCAUUGCCAAAGUCCAAGACAUGUGUCCUGGGUGUCCAUCUUCCACAUCUCUCGAUCUUUCUACCGGUGCAUACGAUGCCCUCGGAUCUCAAGCUACUGGUGUAUUACCCAUCCAAUGGGGCUUUGUUCAAUCAUAGGUUCCACAACCCAUAAAACCAACUUACUUUACUUCUUCCUUUUCGUCUUAUACAUAUCCGUUGACCGAAGCUUAUUAGCACAAUAACACAAUUGUAACAUACUUCUCCCUUGCGGUGAAAGUUUUUUUGGCUUGAUGUUCGCCAUUACACUUAUCAUUUUAUAUAUAUACCUCCGCUGGUGGUUUUCUCACUUAUCAUUCUCAUCUUCUCAUAUAACCUGGUUGUGUGUAUUAGAAUCAAUUUUCUUUUAUCAUUCUCAUCUUAUCUUUUUUUGGUUUUAUCGUUUGUGGUCCUUUUGAUGAUUUGUUCAGAGUAGUAGACCUCACCUGACUAUAAUUUCGCUUGAUCUGGUUGUAUCAGUUUUCAGUACCUUGAAAUUCACAUCGUUCUGUGGAUUUUCUUGUAACAUUUUUUGACGCAAGUGUUUACUUCGC
Messenger RNA from Melampsora larici-populina 98AG31, 2023 nucleotides. RefSeq lists its product as uncharacterized. The transcript is spliced from 6 exons. Lineage: Eukaryota; Fungi; Basidiomycota; Pucciniomycetes; Pucciniales; Melampsoraceae. The record is from RefSeq and is a predicted model, not a curated record. Bases 243 to 1589 code for a protein of 448 amino acids.